Molecule: messenger RNA, 1536 nt
Organism: Penicillium oxalicum
Lineage: Eukaryota; Fungi; Ascomycota; Eurotiomycetes; Eurotiales; Aspergillaceae
Exons: 3
Coding region: 1-1536 (511 amino acids)
Biological process (GO): DNA recombination; meiotic DNA double-strand break formation
Source: RefSeq, a predicted model, not a curated record
AUGCCUGAAGAACAACCACAGACCAGACCGGCCCAAAAACUUCCCAGAGCCGAGUUGGCCCUUGCUCUGGCAAUUGUCAAGCUCAAACCAGCUGGCAUCUCGGUGAAAGCCCACAUCCACAAUCUUCGGAAAACCGUCAAAACCGUCCACCGUAGCAAGUCACAUCUCACGGAGAAGUUCUGGGACAGUGCUGCCUAUUGGCGUAAUGCUUUUCUGAAAUCCGAGGCAGAACAGACGGCCCUCCACAACAAGAUCUUCGAACUGGAGCAGAAACAAACAGAGCUGCUUUUGAAGCAAAAUAAGCUACCAGAACGACGGAAACGUGAUCUAGGUGCUUUCCAAGUACAGCUCCACAGUGCCCGAAAGCGAUCAAGGAGAUUCGUUCCUGAUCCGCUUGCGACAGAGUGGACUCGCUUCAGGAAUACCUUUAAAGGAAUACCCUUCCUGAAGCACAUGGUUUAUCUGACACGGGCCCUGCACACUCUCCGUCCGACAGAGGAAAAGAAUAAGGUUUUGGCGAUGUGCGCAGCUAAUCUCUGCAAAGAAGCAGAGAGGAGCAUUUUAGUCUCGGUCAAGUCUCAAAUUGAGACCAAUAUGGCUUCGGAGAUGCCUCAACUCUGGACAUACUCCCAGCCAAAAUUCACAGCAGUUACGAAAGCCGUAGAAAUGUCGUGGCUGUUGCUACAAGAGGUGCUUGUGAAUUGCGAAUGGUCCGCCAGUCCUGCCGACCCCGGUAAACAGGUCGUCUAUUACAUGGUAUGUCUCACCGAGUCGAUCGCGACUGCGCUUGCGGAAUUUUGCAAAGCAUUCUCAGAAGCGAAGAUUCCUCGGCCCCGCCCUGACACCGUUCUGAUGAAUUUGUUAUACGACAAUCCGGAAUACGAGCCCACCCAGGAAUAUCAUGAAGCAGAAUACCUCCUCACCUAUCUUCUUUGCGACAUGGUCUUCUCAUUGGAUCUGAACGAGGAGCCCUGUCGAGCAGUCUUGGAAGGAAUGCUCCACGUCAUGAUCAAUCGUGUCGGACAGUUGCUUUCUUUCUUGUGCUUCGAUGGCAUGGUGUUCCCACACGUUUCUGUCCCGGACUUGAGACCUCCCGAGGGUCUUCAGAAGAUGAUCGUGUCUGGCAUGACACCUGAAUGGGCUGAGAUUGAGGGAAGACAACUCAUUUGCUUCCUGCGCGAAGUUAAGCUGAGGGCCAAAUUCUUCUCCGUUGGAGAAUUCACCAUGAACGACGGUUCCCGAACUGGUUUGAUCGGCAAUUGGUUCAAGCCUACCAAAGUCACCGGGACUCGCUCCGAAAGCGACGUGAGAGCGGAAUUGCAGAAAAAGAUGACGAAUCAGUUACUCCAGGCGAUUUUCGGUGAAAAAGAGGCCAACUUCCGCAAUGGCCUCGCUCGUCCGUCGACACCGCCUCCUGUUGACGAGGUACCGUUCAAUCGAGCGUGCUCAAGCUUCAAGGAAUGGUUCAUCACCGAAGUGUGGUACCUGGUUGGUUGGGAGUGUAUUGAGAAGAUGAAACCCGACACUUCGUCAUAG